Molecule: messenger RNA, 1293 nt
Organism: Heterocephalus glaber (naked mole-rat)
Lineage: Eukaryota; Metazoa; Chordata; Mammalia; Rodentia; Bathyergidae
Gene: Dnajb11
Product: DnaJ heat shock protein family (Hsp40) member B11
Biological process (GO): protein folding; protein maturation
Cellular component (GO): endoplasmic reticulum
Molecular function (GO): misfolded protein binding
Source: RefSeq, a predicted model, not a curated record
CGAUUGGCCCUCGCCUGUUGGGGGCUCCUCUCCCCGGGACUCCGGACUCCCGGGAAGUGGACUGGCACAGGAGGGGGUAAGCCAACUGUCUGUGCCGACCAAGUAGCAAGACCCCCGGCGUGAGGCGGCCUCAGCCGGCCAGGCCGUGAGAAGUACGCGGGACAGGGGCCGGCACCGAGGGACCAUGGCCCCGCAGAACCUGGGCACCUUCUGCCUGUUGCUGUUGUACCUCAUCGGGGCUGUGAUCGCCGGGCGGGAUUUCUAUAAGAUCUUGGGGGUGCCGCGCAGUGCCUCUAUAAAGGACAUUAAAAAGGCCUACAGGAAACUAGCCCUGCAGCUCCAUCCUGACAGGAAUCCUGAUGAUCCUCAAGCCCAGGAGAAAUUCCAGGAUCUAGGUGCUGCAUAUGAGGUGCUGUCAGAUAGUGAGAAACGGAAGCAGUAUGAUACUUACGGUGAGGAAGGGUUGAAAGAUGGUCAUCAGAGCUCCCAUGGAGACAUUUUUUCACACUUCUUUGGAGAUUUUGGUUUCAUGUUUGGAGGAACCCCUCGUCAGCAAGACAGAAACAUUCCAAGAGGAAGUGAUAUUAUUGUAGAUCUAGAAGUCACUUUGGAAGAAGUGUAUGCAGGAAAUUUUGUGGAAGUAGUUAGAAACAAGCCUGUGGCCAGGCAGGCUCCUGGCAAACGGAAAUGUAACUGUCGGCAAGAGAUGCGGACCACUCAGCUGGGCCCUGGGCGCUUCCAGAUGACCCAGGAAGUGGUCUGCGAUGAGUGUCCUAAUGUCAAACUAGUGAAUGAAGAACGAACACUGGAAGUAGAAAUAGAACCUGGAGUGAGAGAUGGCAUGGAGCACCCUUUCAUUGGAGAAGGUGAACCUCAUGUGGAUGGGGAACCUGGAGAUUUACGAUUCCGAAUCAAAGUUGUCAAGCACCGAACAUUUGAAAGAAGAGGAGAUGAUCUGUACACAAAUGUGACAAUCUCCCUGGUUGAGUCUCUGGUGGGCUUUGAGAUGGAUGUUACGCACUUGGAUGGUCACAAGGUACAUAUUUCCCGGGACAAGAUCACCAGGCCAGGAGCCAAGCUAUGGAAGAAAGGAGAAGGGCUCCCCAAUUUUGACAAUAACAAUAUCAAGGGCUCUUUGAUAAUCACUUUUGAUGUGGAUUUUCCUAAAGAACAGUUAACAGAGGAAGCAAGAGAAGGUAUCAAACAGCUUCUGAAACAAGGAUCAGUGCAGAAGGUAUACAAUGGACUGCAAGGAUAUUAACAGUGAAUAAAAUUGGACUUUGUUGAAAAUAA